AGUGGGCCUGGCUCGCGCGUUUGGUUGUGUAGGUAAGCCUUGGAUGAGAUUUUACUUCAGAGUAGUUUGUUUGGACUGGACUGAAUUUCACCACACCUCGUUUUUUGGACAACUUCAUCCACAGAGGUUACAUCAUUCACAGUCGACUGGAUAACUUACUUGUAUGGAAUAGUUUUGGAACAAACUCCUUUUUUUCUCUCUCCAUGGAUGGCAUGGCUUUUGAAGAAACGUGAUUUUUCAUAGGCGUUUGCAAACUUGUGGGAAAUACCAAGCGAAGUUACUGUUUUAGAGAAGUUUCUUUCCAAAGAUGGAUCAGCAGGCAGCUGGAGGGGAGGACCCAAAUAAACCCUCCAAAAAGAAAUCCAGUGAGGAUGAGAGCAAAAACAAAAAACUGAACAUACACAUAAAAACAUUGGCUGAUGACAUGCGGGACAGAAUCACCAGUUUUCGAAAGCAAGGCAUGAAGAAGGAGAAGCCUCUUAUCCAGCACCCCACAGACCCCAUCUCCACCCAGACUGAGCUGCCUGUGCCCCAGCCGCUCUUCGACGAGCGCUCCAUGAACCUGUCAGAGAAGGAGAUCGUCGACUUGUUUGAGAAGAUGAUGGAGGACAUGAACUUAAACGAAGAGCGCAAGGCCCCCCUUCGAGGGAAGGACCUGAGCACCAAACGAGAGAUGGUAGUCCAGUACAUUUCUGCCACAGCCAAAUCUAUAACUGGGAGCAAAGUUGCGGGUGGACUGAGAAACAGCAAGCAUGAGUGUACGCUCUCGUCACAGGAGUACGUGCACGAGCUGCGCUCAGGAAUCUCCGAAGACAAACUGCUCAACUGCCUAGAAUCCCUGCGUGUGUCCUUGACCAGCAACCCCGUCAGCUGGGUGAAUAACUUUGGCCAUGAGGGUCUCGGACUGCUUUUGGAUGCACUGGAGAGGCUACUUGACAAGAAACAGCAAGAGAACAUUGACAAGAAGAACCAGCAUAAACUCAUUCAGUGCCUCAAGGCCUUCAUGAACAACAAGUAUGGCCUCCAAAGGAUCCUGGGGGACGAAAGGAGUCUCCUUCUCCUCGCAAGAGCUAUCGAUCCCAAGCAGACUAAUAUGAUGACUGAGAUUGUCAAGAUUCUGUCAGCUGUUUGUAUCAUCGGGGAAGAGAACAUUCUGGAUAAGAUCCUGGCAGCUAUGACCAUUGCAGCAGAGAGGAAUAAUAAGGAGAGGUUUGCUCCGAUAGUGGAAGGGCUGGAGAACCACGAAGCCCAGCAGCUGCAGGUGGCCUGUAUGCAGCUGAUCAAUGCCCUCGUUACCUCCCCGGAUGAUUUAGACUUCAGGAUACACUUACGAAAUGAGUUUCUGCGCUGCGGCCUCAAAAAGAUCCUACCAGAGCUGAAGGAGACGGAGGAGCUCGACAUUCAGCUGAAGGUGUUUAAUGAAAAUAAGGAGGAAGACUCCAUCGAGCUGUCUCACCGACUAGAUGACAUCCGUGCAGAGAUGGAUGAUAUGGGUGAGGUGUACCAUCUCCUGUCCAACAUGGUGAAAGACACAGGAUCAGAGCCUUACUUCCUCUCCAUCCUCCAGCACCUGCUGCUCAUCAGGAAUGAUUAUUAUAUCAGGCCUCAGUAUUACAAGGUGAUCGAGGAGUGUGUGUCCCAGAUCGUCCUCCACCGCAGUGGCAUGGACCCUGAUUUCGCCUACAGGGAGAGACUGGAUGUAGACUUCAGUCAUCUCAUCGAUCAGUGUGUGGAUAAAGCCAAAGUAGACGAGAGCGAGCAGAGAGCGGCUGAAUUCUCCAAAAAGUUCGAUGAGGAGUUCAGCGCACGACAGGAGGCGCAGGCUGAGCUGCAGAAGCAGGAGGAGAAAAUCAAAGCGUUUGAGUCACAGAUCAACACCCUGCAGGCCCAGUUGACUAGUGAGCGAGACAAGCUAAAAGAAGCUGAGAAAAGCAUCAGCGAAAGAAACAGCAAGAUUGCGGCAGGACCUAAAGCAGCCGGUGCUGGUCCUCCAGCACCUCCACCACCACCAGGUGGCAUUGCACCUCCUCCACCUCCACCUCCUCCCCCUCCAAGCGGAGGUGCACCACCUCCUCCUCCACCACCUCCUUUUGCUGCAAGUUUGGGACCUCCGCCGCCUCCACCACCACCUGGGUGUGGACCUCCACCUCCGCCUCCGCCACCUGGAGGAGGCCCACCUCCACCUCCGGGUAUGCCUUUGGCACCACCUCCACUUGUUGUCCAGCUGCCUUACGGACUGGCACCCAAGAAGACCUACAAACCUGAUUCUGUUAUGAAGCGAGUGAACUGGUCCAAGAUAGUGCCUCAGGAGAUGGCGGAAAAUUGCUUUUGGCUCAAAGUCAAAGAGGAGCGGUUUGAGAAUACGGACAUGUUCGGCGAGCUUUCACUGUCCUUCUCUUCCAAAUCCAGAGUGAAAAAGGACGUGGAAGAAACAGAUGACAGGAUGACACAAUUCAAGAAAAAAGCGAAGGAGCUGCGGAUUCUGGAUGCCAAGACAGCUCAGAAUCUGUCAAUUUUCCUGGGAUCAUUCCGGCUGCCCUAUGAAGAGAUUCGGGAUAUCGUGCUGCAGGUGGAUGAGGAGAGGCUAAGUGAACCGCUAAUCCAGAACCUGAUCAAAAACCUUCCUGAGCAGAAAGAGCUGAGCAAUCUGGCCGAGCUGAAGAACGAAUAUGAGGAGCUUUGUGAAUCUGAGCAGUUUGGAAUUGUGAUGAGCUCAGUCAAGAUGCUGCGUCCUCGGCUAAACGGGAUCCUGUUCAAGCUGACUUUUGAGGAGCAGGUGAACAACAUCCGGCCAGACAUAAUGAAUGUGACGUUUGCUUGCGAGGAGGUAAAGAAGAGCGAAGGUUUCCACAUGCUCUUAGAGAUGGUGCUACUGGUCGGAAAUUACAUGAACUCUGGCUCCAGAAACGCUCAGACAUUCGGAUUCAACAUCAGCUUCCUCUGCAAGCUUCGUGACACAAAGUCUACAGACCAGAACACAACCCUUCUGCAUUUCCUGGCCGAGAAAUGUGAAGAAAAAUAUCCUGAGAUGCUGAAGUUCCCAGAUGAACUUGAGCAUAUUGAAAGUGCCAGCAAAGUCUCUGCCCAGACCCUGAAAGCCAGUCUAGACACAAUGGAGCGGCAUAUUCAGAGGCUGGAGAACGACAUCCAGAACUUCCCCAAGACUGAUGACAAGCAGGAUAAGUUUGUUGAAAAAAUGUCGGGCUUCUCCAAGCAUUCGCGAGAGCAGUAUGAGAAGCUCUCCACCAUGCACAAGAAUAUGCAGAAGCUCUACGAGAACCUGGGGAGCUACUUCGCCUUCGACCCGCACACCGUCAGCAUCGAGGACUUCUUCGGAGACCUGGCUAACUUCCGCAACCUCUUCAUGGAUGCUGUGCGGGAGAACCACAAGAAGAGGGAAAUGGAGGAGAAGAUCAAGAGAGCCAAGAUAGCAAAGGAGAAAGCUGAGCGCGAGAAAGUCGAGAGACAGCAGAAGAAGAAACAGCUGAUUGACAUGAACAAAGAAGGUGAUGAGACAGGUGUGAUGGACAGCCUGAUGGAGGCCUUGCAGUCUGGAGCCGCUUUCCGUGACCGCAGGAAACGAACCCCACGCAACGGUGAUCAAAGUCCAUCCUGUUCUGCACCUAGGUGGCCGGGUGCUAACCAUGACAACCGUCGCACUGGUUUGGAAAGAUCCCGUUCGCGCCACAAUGCAAACCCUAUGGUCCGAUGAUCGCUUGCCGGCUAAGGACAUUCGCCAAGUGCCAAAGACCCAAGAGUGGGGACAACAACGAGGAGGGCUGAACCGGGAUGAGACGGAGCCCUCAGCUUUCACAUACAUACACACAUGAACACAGAACGCAGAACAAAACCUCAAGAUGUGCAUCACAGACACUUCAUUGCAGGAUCCUUCUGAAGCCUUAUAUACUAGAUCGUGCAAUGGGCCUGUUUAAUUAUGCUGCGUUUGUUUGGUAUUUUCAGUUACGUCAGCUUUGUUUAUAUCUCACGACGCUGACUUCCCUGAUUUGGCUCACUAUUUCCCAACAAUCAAUGAUUGGCUAUGGUUUGAUCUCUCACUAUUGGAUGCACGAACAUACUCUUGUUGACAAAAGGCCACCAGAAAGGACUGCGCGAUUCUGUAUGCAUAUCAGCAGAGGGACUUUAUUUGAAGAAAACCAUGACUUGACUGAAACUGCCUGCCCCUUUUGCUUUCCGACAGAUCAAAUUUAGAUCUCCAAUCCGUAAUUCCCGCCAUCAGCCGUAUAACCUCUGAUCACUGCCUCUCUUCAUAUAUUACAAAUCCUAUGUAUGUAGCGACAUGAAAAAGCUGCUGAUAUUAGCUUCAGUGUGUACACAUUUGUGCUGUGUAAGACCUGCCAGUGCCACAAGGUACCUUAGGUGGUUGAAAGAUAUUGCUCUUUAUCUACGGUAAACACUUCAAACAUUCACAGAUGUUUCUCUAGCAGAGUCAAAGGUUUUAUUAAGUGAAUCUGCAGGUAUGCGAAUCAAAGAGAUGCCAUUCAUUUCAGUUUUCAAAUGUGUCACGGCUUUUCUUCGUGAUUUCCUUCCAAGUCACUGUGCUUUUAGCUUUUAGCCCUCUUGUAGAAGAGCAUUUUAGUGAACUGUAGCUUAGGGGUUUUUAUGAGGGGUUUUCUUCAAAUUCCAAUGGUCAACUUUAAGAGCUCUCUCUUUCUGACCGAAUGCAUUUGCUUCGCCAUCCGUGCUUUCACAAAGAGGAGUAUUUAUCAGAUUCAGUACUCAAAGUUCACAUUUCACAGUUUGCAGAAUAUGAAUUUAUUCUCAGUUUGCCAGAUUUAGCCUGAAGCUUUUGAUAUGUGAACAUUAACCAGAUUCCAGUGAGGAGUCGUACAGUAGUGGAAAGUGACACAACGUUCACAACAUGGUGGCUGUCUUCAUGUGAAAACCAUUAGUGAAAUUUUCCCCGCCACCUCCCUUCUCUCAUGCUUGUUGAGGAGUCGUUUUUCGUAAUGUCUUCGACCCCCCAUGUCC
Molecule: messenger RNA, 4989 nt
Organism: Danio aesculapii
Lineage: Eukaryota; Metazoa; Chordata; Actinopteri; Cypriniformes; Danionidae
Gene: diaph2
Product: diaphanous-related formin 2
Exons: 31
Coding region: 308-3712 (1134 amino acids)
Biological process (GO): actin filament polymerization; actin cytoskeleton organization
Cellular component (GO): cytoplasm; actin filament
Molecular function (GO): microtubule binding; small GTPase binding; actin binding
Source: RefSeq, a predicted model, not a curated record